This is a messenger RNA of Gilbertella persicaria, 907 nucleotides long. RefSeq lists its product as uncharacterized. Bases 402 to 899 code for a protein of 165 amino acids. NCBI's taxonomy places the organism in Eukaryota, Fungi, Mucoromycota, Mucoromycetes, Mucorales, Choanephoraceae. The transcript has a single exon. The record is from RefSeq and is a predicted model, not a curated record.
GGGAAGUUUAUUUUUUUCGUCGGAUUUAUUAUAGUCCGCAAAAUGAGUAUUUUUCGGAAGUUGUUUUUCGAUUUGUUUCUGUCAUGUCUCAAGCUGUUCGUUAUAUGAAAUGAACAAGAUUGAGAUUAAUAUAGACUGAGAUAGUUCAUUUGGAUACUGCUGUUUGAUAGAUAGAAACAGCUUGCUACGCCACUGCAAACAAUUAUGCAAAGAAAAGAGACGAUGUUUCAACUAUUGGCCCUGGUUUUUCGGUUCAAAGAAAACCAUUUCCGGUACUUUAAUUUUCCCUAGCAUUAAUGGCAUCAGGGCAAUUUGUACUACCAUCCAUUCAUAUAAAAAUGACAGCUUCCAUGAUUUUCAAUUUCUUCAUCAAAACAAUCAAAUCAUAUUUUUAAUUUCCAAUGUCUGCUCAAGAUUUCCCUGUUCACAAUUUCAUUCUCCCUAACACUGAUGAAUUCGUUCAAGACUGGCAUGUCCGUGUUACCUAUGUUGCCCUUCUGACACUUUGGGUCUUUUGGGGUCUCGUCUGGGUCGCUCGUAACUUUUUAGUGGGUGACUUGUCUUCUACAACACCUGAAGCAGCCACUACUGAUGCUGAGGCUUCUCACAAGAAAUUCAAUAUGGCUAACGGUAGUUUCGCUGUCCGUGUCGACAGAGCCCAUCAACUUGUCAAGGAUGCUUUGUUCUCACUGCUUUGUUUACUUGUGAUCAACAGCUUUGCCCGUGCUUCUACUCGUGCUGUCAUGAUCCUUGCUUGGUUCUUUGUUGCCUUUGCUGUCUUUUGGUUUGUAGUUGAACUUGUGGUUGAUAAUCGUUAUGUUCGUUUAUUGUACUCCAUUGUUUUCUAUGGUCUCGGUUUGGCCAUUGGCGGUCUUGCUUACAAACAAGGCUUUUAUUAGACUUACUC